CUUUUUCAGAAGAAUAAAUGUGAAUGAACUCUAGUCAGCUUGGUGUAUGCUGCUGCGUGAAUCCAGGAUUUGUAAACAGCUGACAGCUCAGAAGAGAUUUUUUUUUUCAUUGAAAGACAGCCCUUACAAUGAAAAAAACAAAAGGAAGACUAUUGGAGAAAAUGACCAAUCUACACUAUAUUCUAGGAUGACAUAAACUUUCAUUAAAAAAGAACCAUGAAGAAUCAGUCCUCCAAAUAUGAUUUUGAUCAUCUGAAUUGUUACAGAGGAUACCAGUCAGCUGAAGAUAAAUGCUUUUCUUCUGAUCGAAUACAUUCAUAAUUAAAAGCAACAUUUGUUUUGUCUCUGCUAUAAUAACUAUCAGAAUGACCCACCGCAGAAAAUAUUUUCACAUUCCUUGGCAGCUUGCUAAGUUAAGUGUUUUCUUAUAUGCAUUCAUCUUUUUUUUAGUAAUAUGUUUGUGCCUUAUUGCUAAUAAUUGUAAAUUUUUGGCCAUUUUACCCAAAAUCAAAAAUCAAGAAAACACUGGUUUGAACUUGAUGGAAGGAUUUGCAGUAACUGCCAAACAGUUUCAUAAAUCUGACAAAGCAAAUGAAAUCAUUUUUCAGAAAAGCAACAUUUCCAGCUUUCAGAAGUUCAUAAGGAACAGAAAAGAAAAGAAACAAAGUGGAACUGUGACGCAAUUUGCUAAUGAAGAGACAACAGAGCCUGCCUCAAAUUCAUCUAUUUACCCUCACCCAUUCCAAUUUCUUAUUAAUGAAAAAGAUAAAUGUAAGCAGAAAACUCCUUUUUUGGUACUAUUAAUUCCAACCAGAGCUGAUGAAAAGAAGCACAGAGAAGCCAUCAGGAAAACUUGGGGAAAUGAAUCUGUGGUUCCUGGAAUUAAAAUUGUUCGCCUAUUUAUGUUGGGUUUUAGUGACAAAGACCAGAAUGAAAAUAUAUUGCAGGAAAGUAGGCAAUACCAUGACAUUAUUCAGCAAGACUUUUUAGACACCUAUAAUAACUUAACUCUUAAAACUAUGAUGGGCAUUAAGUGGAUUGCCACAUAUUGUAAUGGCACAAGUUUUAUCAUGAAAACAGAUAGCGAUGUUUUUGUGAAUACAAUAUAUUUAAUACAGGAGUUACUGAGGCCCAUUAUAUCUCCUUCACAGUAUUUUUUCACUGGUUGUCUUAUGAAAAAUUGUGAGCCUAUCCGUAAUCCUGACAGUAAAUGGUACAUGCCAAAAGAACUUUACCCAGGUGAUCAAUACCCAGAUUUUUGUUCAGGAACUGGCUAUGUCUUUUCUAGAGCUGUAGUUCCAAAAAUUGUCAGUGCCUCUUUAAAGGUCAAAUAUGUACAUUUGGAAGAUAUUUUUGUAGCUCUCUGUCUUGAAAGACAAGGAAUCACUAUUUCACCCCCACUCAGAAAUUCAUUUUUUAACAUAUAUAAAGUCCCAUUUUCUACUUGUGUAUAUAACAACAUAAUUACUUCCCAUGGAAUUAAUCCAACGGAACAGAUCAUUUUCUGGGAAACAUUGCAAAAGGAGAAACAUAUGUGUCAUAAAUAAAACACAUGUACAGUAGAGAUUCCAUGGGAAUGCAAGAUGAAAUUAUACUUUAUUUAAACUUUAUGAUUGCUGAAAGUGCAUCAUGAACCUCUAAUGGGGAUCUAGACAGAUAGACUUAAUGGGUGCCCAUACAUGUGCUCUGAUGCAUUGUAAUUAGAAUGUGUUGGAACAGACUCAAUUAAUCAAGACUGCUCUGCAUUUGAAUGAGAAUGCUCUAACAGUGCUGCAGCAUCAUAUGUAUAAACCCCUGUGGGUUUAAAAAUGGCUACUUGUGUGCUUUAACUAAUGCUUGUUAAACAUUUGUUAGUUAAAGCUUUAGUUAAAGCAUUCUUUGAUAUUUUUAAAUGCACAAGGCAUGUGACGCUGAGGCAUUUUAAUUAGUGUGGUUCUCCAGCAACCCCCAAACAGGUGUAUAGGCAGCCAAUGAUAUCAGUGAUUUUUGUACUCUAUUUAUAUGCAGAAAAAGCUUUUUAGUCUAAAAAUAUGUUUUGUCUCCACAGAAGAAUUUCACUAUAAGCACAGUUCUGAAAUAAUGGUCAUUGCAAUGUAGAUGUUGAAAUGAUUUAAAGCUUUCUUCCUACUUCAGAUAGCAUUUCAAAUAAAGAAAUGGAAUAAUUGUAUUUUCCUUUAUCUUCUAAAACCACUGUAUUUUGCUCCUCACAGUUAGAAACCUGUCUUAGUUAUGCUCACUCACAAACUGCUCAUCCUUGACUAUACCUGCUUUUUAAAUAAAAAAUUAAAAAGCAAUGCCCACACUACACUUUUGAAGAAACAAAAAAGAUUACCUUCUAGUUCUUAGUUGCUGAUGAAGAUGAAAUAAUGAACUCUCAUCCCCACUUGUAGUUCUCUGAUCUGGUUUCUCAAUUUGGUGUACUAGAUAAUUGGGAUGGUUCAAAUAAAACCAUAGCCCAAUGAUAAUUGGUUGUUAAUUGCAUUUUAACCUAAGUCAACAUGUUUUGUUUUGUUUUAUUCUGUUAAUGUGUUCCACCCUCCUGUAUCACAAAAAAAUGAGGUUUUAAAUUAGUUUUUACACCUAAAGUUGCUUCCCAUGGGUUGAUUGGUAAGGUUGAAAUUCCUUCUCUACUCAAGUUGAGGCCUGCUAAUCCCUCUAACUUCUAAUCAUUCUAUAGCUGACACAGUGCACCAUAUGGAUUCCCUGUGGAGAUGAAUGGAGGCCAGAGCUGGCCUUAGGGAAAAUACCACCCUGGGAAAACUUGUAUUUUGGUGUCCCCCCGCACACAAGUCAGUGGCACUGCUGCAAGAAGAGGUGAUUAGGCAGGCACACAGGAUGCAAUCCAGUAGGGAGACAGAGUGACAUGGUGCACAAGGCAAGCAGGCAGGCACCACUGCUACCACCUGCACUGCCUGGCCCAGCUCCUCCUGAUCAGUGGCUGAAGGUGGGGAAUGAGCUGGGCUGGGCACCUCAUCUCCUGCCUGGGGUGGGGAUCAGCCAGGGCAGAGCAGGGUGGGGGCAGGGUAGGAGGAGAGCAUUGCUGUAAAUGUGUGUGUGUGUGGCACCCUCCUGACCAUGGUGCCCUAGGCUGUCAUCUCUAUUGCCCACCCUUUAGGCUGACUUUGAUCAAGGCUGUAUACUGAAGCAGAUUGGCCUCUACUUCAUUUGUUGCAAAAAUCAAGAAGUGAAUGAAGGAAAUAGAAUAUAGAAAGAGAAAGGAUUGCCAUUGAAGGCAGCUGAAUUAAUGUCCUAGAGUACUGAAUUCUAUAUGAAUAUCUGUUCUUUAAAAUAACACAAUCUAUCCUACAUAUGAAAUGUGGCUGGUAUCUUGUGAGAAAAUUUUGUGUUAGCAAAGACUGAAUCAUAAUGUUAUACAGGCAACAGGAGGCUGAAUCAUAAGGCUAUACAGGAGGCUGAAUUAAAAUUAUACAGACAACAUUA
Molecule: messenger RNA, 3441 nt
Organism: Alligator mississippiensis (American alligator)
Lineage: Eukaryota; Metazoa; Chordata; Crocodylia; Alligatoridae
Product: beta-1,3-galactosyltransferase 1
Exons: 3
Coding region: 366-1547 (393 amino acids)
Cellular component (GO): membrane
Molecular function (GO): N-acetyl-beta-D-glucosaminide beta-(1,3)-galactosyltransferase activity
Source: RefSeq, a predicted model, not a curated record